Drosophila melanogaster (fruit fly) is the source of this 3754-nucleotide messenger RNA. It is a transcript of the gene tau, whose product is annotated as tau. NCBI's taxonomy places the organism in Eukaryota, Metazoa, Arthropoda, Insecta, Diptera, Drosophilidae. Gene Ontology annotation, cellular component: cytoskeleton. Bases 809 to 2962 code for a protein of 717 amino acids. The transcript has 9 exons. Gene Ontology annotation, molecular function: microtubule binding; tubulin binding. The record is from RefSeq and is marked reviewed.
AAAACAUAUUAUAUUAUUACGCGAUUUUGUCACAGUAGAAGUGUGUGGUUACUUACGCCUAGUUAAUUGCCAGGCAGUGCCGAGAACCAGUCUAUAUAGACAUAGUCCCCGAUCCGAAUUCGAACAGUAGUAACCCACUCAGAUAUGAGUGAUACCGAUGCGGGAAUGAUCCAGGUUAAUGGAUGUAUUAUUCCGCCGACCUUGCACAUACAUCAUUGUCAGUGGAAGGAACCCUUUUGCGAAACAAAUCAAACAGCGAUUUCUUGUGGCCCGUCGAUUUGGGCCUUAGAACUGCCAAAACUUUUGUUGAAUCAAUAAGCCACAAAAACAAUUUGGGUCACGUUACAGCUGGCAACCGGAUUUCAUGACAAAAUUCCCUAAUGGUAACCAAAGACCGAACGCCCGAACGCCAAAUACCCAAAUAUCCUUAUAGCCAUAUAGCCAAGUAGCCAAGUAGUGAAUACCAAAACAAUAAAAUGUAAACAAAUGCAGAAAGAGCCAUCAAAUUUGAAAGCACCCACUCAAUGUGAACUAUAUUGAUACGUACGUCUGUUCCGAUACACGAGCUUUAGCUCCACCAUUGGCACUUUGGCAACCCCACAGUUGGCAGAAGUAAAAGUAAGCCCACAACGAUAUAUGGCCAUACAUAUGCAAAUGAUAUGGGCCAGUUUGCCGGGGCAGCGGAGCAUGUGGGUGUAUAUCGAUGGCAUUGGCCACCAAAAAGUGGCUCCGCCACAUAUUGGGUUACCAGACACUUGCACAUUUCUGCACCGACACCGCAGGCGAGAAGUUCUAGUCCUUCGCUAGGAUGUACGGCACGGGAAAGGAUCGCUCCGGCCAGGAGAUUAUUUCUCCACAGGAUUACCCAGUGCAGCAGCAGCGCGCUCAGUCCAAGUCAGAGUAUGUCAUGAAUUCCGCAUCUGUAGAUCGUCCUCAGCAGCAGUCGAGACCACAACCCACGCAGGAUUAUGUGCCUUUUGAGUCCUCCGAUUCAUCUGUGGAACGAAAGAAAGAACAGCCAAGUGCUCAGUUAAGCACAGAUUAUACCAAUAGCAACACCACUUCGGAUAGUGCCUCCUACGGCUCAGAUUCAGUUUCCAAACAGCAGAUACGAUCUCAGCAGAAUCCAGAGUAUCAGAACAAUGCCUAUGAGGCACCUAGAGAUGACCGCAGUCAACUGCAGCCACAGAGAUCCCAGCCAGCUACCGAUUACUCUGCAUAUGAACGUCAGCAACGUCCGCCACCAACCACACUAGACUACACCACCGGCUAUAAUGCACCACCUAAAGAUCGCACCACCCUGUCACGCACCAACUCGCGGCCCACCCUCUCCUCACCCAAUCCCAAGCUCCAAAGUAUACCCAAUACCGAGUAUGUGCGACCACCACAGAACUUUGUCUUGCCACCGCAGAUGCGUCCCGCCGUGGGGCCACCACAGCCGCGUCCUCCGUUCGCCGGAGCCCGACCUAUGGUCGGAAUGGGACCACGACCACCCAUGCCGCCGAACAUGGCGGCCAGGCCACCACCGCUGCGCAGCACAGACAGCAAGAGCAACCUGCUAAUGGGUCCACCGAUGCGACCGGGCAUGCCACCGCAACUCAAUAUGCAGCAGGCUCGUCUGCCCAAUGCCGGCGGACAGCUUAGCCCGCCGGGCCAGGGACCACCAAGGCCACCAGGCGGAUUUCCUUGGAAUCCAGCCGGGGCACCGGGAAUGCCACCCGGAGCACGUCCGCCCCAGAAUAUGACGCGACCGCCGCCACCUACUUUUGCACGCCCGCCGCCGGGACAGCCGCUGCAGGCACCCUUCAAUCGACCGCCUUUCAACCAGCCGCCCAUGCAACCGCAACAGCAACAACCACCACAACAGCUGCAGCAGCAGCAGCAGCAGCAACAGCAGCAGCAACACAUGCAACAGCAGCAGCAACUACGCCCACUUUCGGCAGCCAGUGCACACAACAACAACGAUGACGACGACGACGUGGUCAUGGGUCCCGCGGUGACCCCGCUCAAGACCUUCAAUUCGAGGCCCGAUCCAAUGGGCGAGCCCCUACUGGAGGACAUCGAGCCGCCCUUCCAGACGAGCCCCCCAGCCGGAGAAUCCAAAAAGGGGCCCGGCUUCAAGGGCGACAAUGACAGCGGCGUGGAUGAGUCCACUCAGGAGAAGGAUCGCAACGGACCCAACUCGCCCAGUUCGCCCGUAAAAACGCCCACAUCGACCUCAUCGAAGCCGGACAAGUCGGGCACGUCGCGUCCACCGAGUGCCACGCCCUCGAACAAGUCAGCCCCCAAAUCGCGCAGCGCCUCCAAGAACCGCUUGCUCCUCAAGACCCCAGAGCCCGAGCCAGUGAAGAAAGUUCCAAUGAACAAGGUACAAGUCGGACAUGCGCCUUCACCCAAUCUGAAGGCGGUACGCUCCAAGAUCGGAUCCCUGGACAAUGCCACCUAUAAGCCGGGUGGCGGCCACGUGAAAAUCGAGUCCAAGAAGAUCGACAUCAAGGCGGCACCGCGCAUCGAGGCCAAGAACGACAAGUACAUGCCAAAGGGCGGCGAGAAGAAGAUAGUUACAACAAAGUUGCAGUGGAACGCCAAGUCCAAAAUCGGUUCGCUGGAGAAUGCCGCCCACAAGCCGGGAGGCGGGGACAAGAAGAUCGAGACCCUGAAGAUGGACUUCAAGGACAAGGCCAAGCCGAAGGUGGGCUCGACGGCCAAUGUGAAACAUCAGCCGGGUGGCGGAGACAUCAAGAUCCAAACGCAAAAACUAGAAAUUAAGGCACAAAGCAAAGUUGGCUCUUUGGAUAAUGUAAAGCACAAGCCCGGUGGCGGUGAGAAGAAGAUUUUCGAUGAUAAGGAUUAUUUGAAAAAUGUUGAACACUCUGUUGCACUGACAACACCACCAACACAGAGUCCACUACCAUCCAUGACGGCUUCUGGCGCUGAUGAAAAUUUAAAUCAACAAAGCUAAAUGCCGAAAUGCAUGUCGAGCUGUAUCUGAAACUGAAUCUGAAACUGACUCUUUCUUUGCAAGCUAAGAUCAACAAAAGUGAAAUAUGAGCAGCUAAUUUGAAACGUACUAUCUAAGCAAAAUCCACACAAUGCAAAACGAGAGUUAUGCGAUAAUUUCCACACACCCAGAUAAUUCACAAGCCAGUAAAUGCGAUCAGAUCAAUUCGAUAGAGGUGCAAGCACGCAAUGAGAUGCAGAUACUCGUACAUCUACACAACCACCCCACAUAGAAGCGGUAUUUGGUAUACAAUCGAAAGUAUAUUUGACUAGUUGAGCAAUGCACUCUUUAUCAUCAGAUAGCAGACAUGAAUUAUAUAUCUCAAUGUAUUACCAGAACUUCAUAUAUACAUACAAAUCUAUAUAUAUAUAUAUAUACAUAUAUAAAUAAAAGUAUCUAAAUAUUUAAGCAAAUUAUACAAGAAACGUACGAAUAAAGUGUAUGCUUAGUUGAAAAUGUUACCACUUGACGUCUAAAUGUUAAACGACUAAGAUAAUGCAACCAUUUAGAUACUUUUGCGACCAGUGAAAACCAAAAACCAAACCCAACUGAACAGAUACGAAACAAAAAACAAAACGAACCGAACCGAACAGAAGAGAUAAUAACACGUAUAAGCAUAUUUUUACUAUUAAUUUGUAUCUUAUUAGUCAAGCGCAUCAUUCUCACGAUUUAUUUACACCCUGUUACAAAAUGUAAGAACAAUGGCAAAAUUUAAGCAAAUAAACAAACAAAAAAAACGUUUUUUUCAUUUAC